AUGCAGAGUAUACGAGAGAUGGAACAGAACGGAGAAAAGAGCACGUAUAGCUGUCCGAAGUCACCUCUUUGCAAAAGCUUGGAUGUUCUCAGUGCCGCUGCUGCUUUCCAGGAAAAAGAUCGAGCUCCUAUAAUUCACCGCGAAAAUUUCGGAGAUGAACAGCAAAGACCUGCGACUUCUUUUGUAGAGCGCGAUUCGGGCCUUGUUACUGGGGGCGGUGGUGAUGAUAAAUCUAGCAAUACCCCCACCGCCGGUAAGAAGAUUACCCACAAGACCCCUCUGCCGAGCGACCGUAGAGACGGAUCAGAAAUGCCACUCGAUUCAACACUCAGUCCCUUACAUUCUCCACAUGUGCCACGGAUCAUCAAGGAGAUACCCAAUCCAAUUUGCCCUUUCCUGUAUAAUCACUCCAUCGGUAGAUUUUGUUUUCAUUGUCGAUAUAUGGAAAUGCCAUGGAGAGACAGACUUCCAGUGGCUCUCGACACGAACGGCAACAAAAUCCAAGUCCCCCCCCAAGGUGCAUUGCUAGAGGGUGUAAGAAACUUAACUGAGCCCUUCGAGAUUGCCCAGCUUGCUCUACUUAUCGAGUUUCGCAUCAUAGAACAAGAUCUUGCCACCAUCCCUGGUCUCGUUGCAACUUUUAAGUACUUCCCACAUUUGCAUGAUGUUGCUCAUAGAAUUGCAAAUAUGGUCAAAGAGCUUCGAACCUUGGCUGAUGAAGGUGAGAGCGAACGAGUACCACAAUGGUUCGAUACACUCCAUGAGUUGUUGAAAGAUCCCAAUUUGACGCACGACCGAUACUUCGCACAGACAACUGGAGAGUGGAACUUCCAAGCAAAGAAUCCAGCACCUGCCGUUAAAAAAGCUCGAAUCUCAACACGAUUUUUGACCGGUAUUCCAGUGAUGCUUACCAGAGAGGAUGCGAUAAACUAUGAAAACACUCGCGACGGGCGCACCGAAGCUGAGGCUCGUGAACUUAUGAAUCAUCUCAAUAGGAACGAGAGCAGAGGUCCAGGAUAUGUUCAAUUCACGUUCGACUUUGUAAGUUGGUUGAGGGAAGGAGCGCAUAGCACUGGUAAUGAUGCUCCACAAUGGAGUCCCCGCUACGUUCAAGAGUAUUAUACGCAUAUGUACCCCGCGUCUGCAUUGGUUUAUGGAACCAAAAUAAACGGCACACGAUCGCGUGGUCGGUUGGAUUUUUCAAACCGCCAUGACUCGACACCCAGAACACCACGUUUUCGCGAAGAGGCCUCGGAAGUUGAGCUCUACGAUAGCAAUGAUGAUGAAGAAGAACUUGAAGGGGCUUACUUUCGUAAGAUUCCAGAAGUUAAGAAGAAUACACCAGGUCGUGCCAAUGUUACAUGGCGUUUUGUUGAAGGAACAGACAUCACAAAUGCACAACUCGGAAACCCAGACCCUAGCAAGUUCUAUUUGACUCGCCAAAAUGUCGAUGAUCCCGAAGAAGUUGAUCUCCGUCAAUACGCACAAAUUGCCGGAUUUGACUGGAAUGAUCCUGCCGACAUCAAGAAGCUCAAUAAGGCUAGAGCUCAGAAUCGUAAGCGUACACAUGGUAACAUUGCCGAAACACGAAUUCCAUGGACACAGCUGGAAAAGGAUAAACUCUUUGAAGAGGUACAAGAUGCGAUUAGAGUCGGUGAGACAAGACAUACGAUUGACUGGGAUGAGAUCGCAGACAGACUCAGACAGAGAUUCGAUGGCUUUGUACAGAAGAAGGGAUCUAAGUUGGCACCAGGAGUUGAGAGAGAACUAAAGAAUGGCAAGAAAGAUAGAACUCUCAAGACUAGUCACAGCGACCGCGUAGGUUACAAUCGCACUGGCUCUGCAACGGAGACACAAGCCUUGAAAUACCCAGAUAUUCUCAAGUUGAUCAAUGAUGCAACUGGAAUUGGUGGAAAGGGAGGACGUGGCAUGCUCAGAGGUCCCUAUCGACCCCCGCAAGCUGCUGGUGACGAGAAGAAAGAAUCCAACAGUCAACCAACAAAGGAAGACACGCGCGUCGCCCGCAGCAGCUUUUCACAGGCUAUUAAUGAUGAACAAGAUGAGGAUGACGAUUCACCAACAAAGAAACACAAGAGUAGGGCUUCCGGCACGAUGUAUAAUGCGCCGACCAAAGAGCUUAAUCCGUUGGCAAAGCGAACUCUGGACCUUCCUAGCAAGAGAUUUGUGCACAUGUUCGAUGAUGUAUAUGAUACAGGAAAUGGUCGUGCAGCAAAGAAGCCAAAGAUUAUUCACCGUCGCUAUUCAAGCAGCCCACCUCCUCGUAUGUUAAAGAAGCACAACGAUAAUGAAGAGGAUGAUGGAUCACCACCUUCAACAUCCCAACCAUCUGCAUUGAACACUGCGUUUGGGUUGAAGCUUCCCAAGAGUAGUGCAAAGCAGUUUGACGCCACUUCAGGCAGGAAAUAG
Molecule: messenger RNA, 2427 nt
Organism: Botrytis porri
Lineage: Eukaryota; Fungi; Ascomycota; Leotiomycetes; Helotiales; Sclerotiniaceae
Exons: 2
Coding region: 1-2427 (808 amino acids)
Source: RefSeq, a predicted model, not a curated record